AUGCUCACCUUUUCCUUUUGUGCUCUUAGAAGUCUCGGAGUUUUAGAGAUUGCGAUGAAAGGAUGGGAAGGGUGACUUGUAGUGUUGUAAUGUGAUAGAAAUGCAUGUGGUUGGUUACCUUUGCAACUGUUCAUCUAUUGUCGUAGUACGUACUGCCUGCAGAUCGCUUCAGUUGUCCGUCUUCAUAAACAGCUACGCGCUUCUUACUAGCAA
Molecule: messenger RNA, 213 nt
Organism: Chondrus crispus (carragheen)
Lineage: Eukaryota; Rhodophyta; Florideophyceae; Gigartinales; Gigartinaceae
Exons: 2
Coding region: 1-75 (24 amino acids)
Source: RefSeq, a predicted model, not a curated record